AUGGAGACAUUAUCGUCGUAUCCAGUAACGCCACGAAGCCAAGUAUCACACCUUCGACACACUACCACUCGAAACCCGGGGCCCACGAGUGUUAUGCACGCGCCCGCCCGCGACGCCCAUGCCAACACUACAUCCGAGACAAACGCCCAGCAACCGUGGUCUGCAUCCCAAGAAUCCAUCAUCAGUGCACGUAGCGAUGCGAGUAGUGUUCGCCAACCGCACCUCCAGACCAGCAACAGCAACUUGUCGCAAUUGACCAACGACACCGACCCGACGUCACCCGCGAUACCCGUGCCCGAGCGACAGUAUGAUCAGCACCACAAGAGCGUCACGAGCGCUGCACAACGUGCCAUCACGCCUGAGGACCAGAUACAAAGUACACACAACCCACUUGCCAGCCCGCUGAGCACGCUCUCGCCCACAGCGACGAAUGGAGCCAAGAGGACAGCGAGUGGUCACGUCAAGAACGCGCCAAGUCUGCCCAACACGCCUAUGACUGGCACCUUCCCAGGCAGGAGAUCUCGAGCGGGGUCAAUGUCCUCGACAGGGAGUCGGGCUGGCGAGCUGGCUGCAACAUUGAAGUCCAGGUUGGGUUAUGCCAUGGCCAAGGUGCAGCAUGGAUGGGAGCACAAGACAAUCGCCGAGGUGGAGCAGUUGGCAGCAUAUAAGGCAUCACCACAACGAUACAGCAUGUCACACGUCGAGUACAGCAAGCGACCAGUGAGUGCAGGGCUCAGCAACGGCACUGCCCGGCUAUCGAUGUACGAGAAUUAUGCACCGCUUAGCUACGACGGCACAACAUCACCCCCCCCAAAGCGGCGAUCCGGCAACUUCUCAACCUUCAUGGCCUCCCCACAACAGCCUCGAUAUGUUGCACACAACCCUCCCCAACUACAGCCAUCAGCAGACAUCAGGCCUGGUUCGAUGCAGCAAACAUACUACUCAGCCCCAUCAAGUCAACAAAUCGGCUACAACAACGCGAUGUCCCCACCGCGAACACCCAUGAACGGCCAUCCACGUCGCCCGCCAACGAUACGCACAGACACACAGACUGCAGAGGCCGAGCGCGAUGCUCUCCAGGCACUCUACCAGCUCGGUUCGCCACACGCUUCUCAGAUCUCACGAAACACGACGGCUACUAGCCAGACGAGCUCGAGUCAGGAGUCGCCUUUACGCAAUGAGUUUCCGACGCCGAGGAGAGUCACGUUUGCGAGGAGUGUGAGUGAGGCGAGCAGUGCUCGUGGCUCGAGUGCUAGCGAUGGGCAAUGA
Messenger RNA from Recurvomyces mirabilis, 1269 nucleotides. RefSeq lists its product as uncharacterized. The record is from RefSeq and is a predicted model, not a curated record. Gene Ontology annotation, cellular component: SBF transcription complex; cytoplasm. Gene Ontology annotation, molecular function: DNA-binding transcription repressor activity, RNA polymerase II-specific; transcription coregulator activity. Bases 1 to 1269 code for a protein of 422 amino acids. NCBI's taxonomy places the organism in Eukaryota, Fungi, Ascomycota, Dothideomycetes, Mycosphaerellales, Teratosphaeriaceae. The transcript has a single exon. Gene Ontology annotation, biological process: G1/S transition of mitotic cell cycle.